UUUUGGACAAGCAACAAGCUCCUCAUUUUUUUUGUUGUUCACUUCAGUGUUGCCCUUCAAUCGAGGAGGCCUCAUCAUGGCGCCCGCUUCCUCUCUGCAUCCCCGCUUCUUCUCCUCCUUCCUUGGUGAUCGCUUCGUUUACUCGGCGAGGUCUCUCCGGCAUCCGCUUCUCCGCAACCCCGGCACUCCAUAUCAAAAGUUUCAGACUUCAAGAACAUUCUGUAACUUAGCUGAUCUUCUAUUCAAUAAAAGGAAUCAGGAUAAUUUACCAGAGAGUAAACGUAAGCGUUUGAGACCUGGAAAAGUUUCUCCUCGCCUACAUGUUCCUAGUCAUAUACAAAGGCCUCCCUAUGUUAAUUCUCGUCAGUUACCUGGAAUUUCAAGUGGACCUGAAGUGCAUGAUGAAAGAGGAAUAGAGUGUAUGAGAGCAUCUGGAAGGCUCGCGGCACAUGUGUUGGAGUUUGCUGGAACUCUUGUUAAGGCAGGCACAGCAACGGAUGAAAUUGACCAAGCGGUACACCAGAUGAUCAUUGAUAAUGGAGCUUAUCCUUCACCUCUUGGUUAUGGUGGUUUUCCAAAGAGUGUCUGUACAUCAGUGAAUGAAUGCAUUUGUCAUGGGAUACCAGACUCACGCCUGCUUGAGGAUGGCGAUAUUAUAAAUAUUGAUGUUACUGUCUACUUAAAUGGUUACCAUGGUGAUACAUCUGCAACUUUCCUUUGUGGUGAUGUUGAGGAUGAAGCUAAGAAGCUGGUUGAGGUCACAAGAGAAGCAUUGAACAAGGCAAUAUCUAUAUGUGGACCAGGAGUGGAGUAUAACAAGAUAGGCAAAACAAUACAUGGUCACGCAGACAAAUUUAAGUUUGGUGUAGUUCGGCAGUUUGUUGGGCAUGGAGUAGGACGCGUGUUUCAUGCUGAUCCAGUCAUUCUUCAUUUUAGAAACAACGAACAGGGACGCAUGUUAUUGGGCCAAACAUUUACCAUAGAGCCAAUGCUGACAAUUGGGAGCACAGAUUCUGUGAUAUGGUCUGAUAAUUGGACUGCAGUAACAUCAGAUGGAAGUUUAUCAGCACAAUUUGAGAACACCAUUCUCAUUACUGAAAAUGGGGCAGAAAUAUUAACUAAGUGUUGAAGUCAAGACUCUGCUGCAUGUUUGUGAAUUUGUUGAUCCUCUUUUUUUUUUUUAAAUUAUUCAUUGUGGUGUAAUUUUAAAGAAAUCAUCAUUCUUAAUUUGUAGAGUUUAACUGCUUAAUUAGAUGAUUUUGUUUCAAUUUGUUCAAA
Molecule: messenger RNA, 1278 nt
Organism: Dioscorea cayenensis subsp. rotundata (Guinea yam)
Lineage: Eukaryota; Viridiplantae; Streptophyta; Magnoliopsida; Dioscoreales; Dioscoreaceae
Product: methionine aminopeptidase 1D, chloroplastic/mitochondrial
Exons: 10
Coding region: 77-1129 (350 amino acids)
Biological process (GO): proteolysis
Molecular function (GO): metalloaminopeptidase activity
Source: RefSeq, a predicted model, not a curated record